This is a messenger RNA of Gadus macrocephalus (Pacific cod), 1454 nucleotides long. RefSeq names its product occludin a (gene oclna). Gene Ontology annotation, cellular component: cytoplasmic vesicle; bicellular tight junction; apical plasma membrane. The record is from RefSeq and is a predicted model, not a curated record. NCBI's taxonomy places the organism in Eukaryota, Metazoa, Chordata, Actinopteri, Gadiformes, Gadidae. Gene Ontology annotation, biological process: bicellular tight junction assembly. The transcript has 5 exons. The coding region runs from base 184 to 1209 and encodes 341 amino acids.
CGGCCUACCUGGAAAAGUGGGCGGGGUUAGAGAGCCUACAAGUUGAUCAAGGUGUGGCCCCUCCCGAUCACAGUUCAACACUCGGGGACGUCCGUUUCGAGACGGCUUCAGUUCAAUUCUUUCCUAUGAUCUAAUAACGUCCAUCGGACGAAACGAGACGCGAGGAGCUCGACAAUACGAGGAAUGUCCUCCAGGCCAAACGGGAGUCCGCCUCCCUACGAAUCAGAAAACGCAUAUCCGCCCCCCACUGUCCAGCCAGCCUACUCCUACUACCCUGACGAUGAGUUCCAACACUUCUACCGCUGGACCUCCCCCCCAGGGAUCAUCAAGAUCAUGUCGGUCAUCGUCAUUGUUCUGUGCCUGGGCAUUUUCGCCUGCGUGGCCUCCACCCUAGCCUGGGACAGCCAGAACGCUAUGUUCGGCGGAGGGGGGUACGGCGCGGGGGGGUACGGCGCUGGCGGUGGGUACGGCGCUGGCGGUAGCUAUGGCGGUGGCACCAGCUAUGGCGGCAGCUACUAUGGCGUGGGCAGUGGCUACGGCUAUGGCGUGGGCAGUGGCUACGGCUACGGUGGCAUCGGCGGCAGCUACAACGACCCCCGCAAGGGCAAAGGCUUCAUGAUUGCCAUGGCAGCCAUCACCUUCAUCUUCGCGAUGGUGGUGUUCAUCAUCAUCGUCUCGCACCAGAGCCUGUGUCAGUCCAGGAGGUUCUACUUGGCGGUGGUGAUCCUGUGCGCCAUCCUGGCGUUGCUGAUGCUCAUCGCGACCAUCGUGUACCUGGUGGCGGUGAACCCCAUGGCGCAGUCGCCCAGCUCCAUGUACGCCAUGCAGAUCCAGGGGCUCUGCGCCCAGUACCAGCAGCCAGCCACGACGGGGGUCUUUGUCAACCAGUACCUCUACCACUACUGUGUGGUCGAGCCCCAGGAGGCGAUCGCCAUUGUCUGCGGGUUCCUGGUGGUGGCGGCGCUGAUCAUCAUGCUGGUGUUUGCUCUGAAGACCCGCCAGAAGAUCCGCGGCUACGGGAAGAGCAACAUCCUGUGGAAGAAGAUUAAGGUGGUGGACGACCUGGCCCCCCCUGGGGACGUGGAGGCCUGGGACCCGACGUUCCUGGAGAAGAAGGAGCGGUGUGACUACCUUAAGAACAAACUGGCCCACAUCAAGCUGAAGAUCCAGGAGUACCACAAGGUCAUGGAAUGCAACGACGGCUACUAAAACACCGCCCAGAGCGUGAACUAGAAGGUGUUUUCAGUACGGACGAUGUACGAGUACAACUGAAACACUACGGAAAACGUGAACUAGAGCGUGUUUAUAGUUUGGACGAUCUACGACUACGGUCGAAACACUACGCAGAACGUGAACUAGCACGGUUUAUUAGUUUGGAUUAUCUACGACUACAGUCGAAACACUACGCAGAACGUGAACUAGCACGGUUUAUUAGUUUGGAUUAUCUACGACUA